Penaeus chinensis is the source of this 6394-nucleotide messenger RNA. RefSeq lists its product as uncharacterized. Gene Ontology annotation, cellular component: plasma membrane. Gene Ontology annotation, biological process: non-canonical Wnt signaling pathway; canonical Wnt signaling pathway. Bases 116 to 5620 code for a protein of 1834 amino acids. The transcript has a single exon. The record is from RefSeq and is a predicted model, not a curated record. Gene Ontology annotation, molecular function: Wnt receptor activity; Wnt-protein binding. Lineage: Eukaryota; Metazoa; Arthropoda; Malacostraca; Decapoda; Penaeidae.
UCUCUGCCGAACACGCGCGUGAGGCUCAACUAAGUGUUGGCGAGCGAGCGUUAAAAUCCGAUCUCGGAACAGCAAGUGUGCUGAUGCUUUUUGUUGCUUAAAGCCAGUGACGGUGAUGGCGCGCGUCCACAUGCUGCUGGUCUUGGUGGUUCUGCCGCUGGUACUUGCCUCUGACUCACGGAAAUCAGUUUAUCGCUUCAGGAGAGGCCUUGUCGAGGGCAGCUCUCCUCCAGAGUGCGAGCCAAUCGUCGUAUCCUUGUGUCAGAAUCUCUCUUACAGGACUACGACGGUCGAAUUGCCUCAUCAUGCCUCCCAGACAGAAGCCGAAGAAGAUAUGUACAGCCGGUUUUCCCCUUUACUCGAAUCCGACUGCUCCCCAGACCUUCGCAAGUUCCUCUGUGGUAUGUACGUGCCGGAGUGCGGAGGGUCUGGCCUUGCGUCUGCGCUGCCGUGUCGAGGUCUCUGUCUUGCCGCACGGGAUCGCUGCCAGGGGACCGGGAACGCCUCGUUCUCGUGGCCUGAGACGCUUCGGUGUGACAGGUUCCCAAGGGAGGGCGAGGACAAGGAAUGCUGGAAUGGAAAUGUAAGCAACGGCUUGCAUACUAGUGCAAAUCGAGGGAUUCAGUUGGGGGAUACAACUGAAAGUCUGAGUGACAAGUGUGAACAAAUAGAUAUUACUUUAUGCCAAGGACUGUCUUACAACUUAACGAUUCUCCCAAAUCUGUUCAAUCAUACAACACAAGGGGAAGCAGCUUUAGAAAUUCACCAAUUCUCUCCUCUUGUCGAAAUACAAUGUUCUCCAGAUCUUCAGACUUUCUUAUGCAGUGUUUAUGCCCCGGUUUGUAACGCACUAGGACGGCCAAUUCCUCCAUGUCGAAGGUUGUGUGUAUCUGCAAGAAGGGGCUGCAAAACUCUGAUGAAAAGGUUUGGUUUCCAGUGGCCAGAAUCCCUGAAAUGUAACAGAUUCCCAGAAGGGACAAAUUGUUGGGAUGGCGAGACAGCAAUGCAUUCUGCUGGCCACUUAGAAGUAGAAACUUCUCUGAAUGUAGCAGACACCCAGUUUUCAGAGGAUAAAUGUGAACUAAUUACUAUACCAAUGUGCAAGAACUUGAACUAUAAUUCCACAAUCUUUCCAAACUUGCUUAAUCAUGAUUCACAAGAAGAAGCCGGUCUUGAAGUUCACCAAUUCUUUCCUCUUGUCGAAAUACAAUGUUCUCCAGAUCUUCAGACUUUCUUAUGCAGUGUUUAUGCCCCGGUUUGUAACGCACUAGGACGGCCAAUGCCUCCUUGCCAAAGACUUUGUGUUUCUGCAAGGGACGGUUGUGAAAGUCUAAUGAACCAGUAUGACUUUCAGUGGCCAGCAUCUCUAGACUGUGGCAAGUACCCGGACGGUACAGAAUGUUGGGAUGGCAAUGCACUGUCUCUUUCCAGCAGCAGUGUUGGAACAAGCCAAACACCUCCACCUAAAGAUCUGUCAAGUACAUUUCCCCCAAGGCCUAAAUGUGAGCCUCUUUCAGUACCUUUGUGUAAGAGUAUGAGUUACAACCAAACAAUUUUUCCAAACUUAUUGAGCCACAGUUCUCAAGCUGAAGCUGCUCGAGAGCUGGAACAAUUCAUUCCUCUUAUACGUAGCAAGUGUUCACCUCAUCUGGAACUCUUCCUGUGCAGCAUGUAUGCCCCUGUGUGCACAAUCCUUGAGAAACCUAUCCCACCUUGUAGAAGCCUAUGUAUGAUCUUGAGGAAUGAUUGUGCAGACAUAAUUAAAAGGCUUGGAUUGACUUGGUCAGACAUAUUUGACUGUGAAAGAUUUCCAUCAGAAAACGUAUGUGUAGGUGAUUUUGAUACAAGUGUUGAAAUUUCUACAGCAGUUCCAAAUCAUCAGGAGGAAAAUGGAGGCAUGGUAAUCAGUGAAAAAUGUGAAGCUAUAAGUAUACCUUUAUGCAAAGAUCUGCCAUAUAACAUGACGAUUGUUCCAAACCUACUCAACCACGACUCACAAGAAGAAGCCGGUCUUGAAGUUCACCAGUUCUUUCCUCUCGUCAAAGUGCAGUGUUCUCCAGAUCUCCAGAACUUCUUAUGCAGUGUUUAUGCCCCGGUUUGUAACGCACUAGGACGGCCAAUUCCUCCUUGCCAAAGACUUUGUGUUUCUGCAAGGGACGGUUGUGAAAGUCUAAUGAACAAGUUUGGCUUUCAGUGGCCAGCAUCUCUAGACUGUGGCAAGUACCCGGACGGUACAGAAUGUUGGGAUGACAAUGCACUGUCUCUUUCCAGCAGCAGUGUUGGAACAAGCCAAACACCUCCACCUAAAGAUCUGUCAAGUACAUUUCCCCCAAGGCCUAAAUGUGAGCCUCUUUCAGUACCUUUGUGUAAGAGUAUGAGUUACAACCAAACAAUUUUUCCAAACUUAUUGAGCCACAGUUCUCAAGCUGAAGCUGCUCGAGAGCUGGAACAAUUCAUUCCUCUUAUACGUAGCAAGUGUUCACCUCAUCUGGAACUCUUCCUGUGCAGCAUGUAUGCCCCUGUGUGCACAAUCCUUGAGAAACCUAUCCCACCUUGUAGAAGCCUAUGUAUGAUCUUGAGGAAUGAUUGUGCAGACAUAAUUAAAAGGCUUGGAUUGACUUGGUCAGACAUAUUUGACUGUGAAAGAUUUCCAUCAGAAAACGUAUGUGUAGGUGAUUUUGAUACAAGUGUUGAAAUUUCUACAGCAGUUCCAAAUCAUCAGGAGGAAAAUGGAGGCAUGGUAAUCAGUGAAAAAUGUGAGGCUAUAAGUAUACCUUUAUGCAAAGAUCUGCCAUAUAACAUGACGAUUGUUCCAAACCUACUCAACCACGACUCACAAGAAGAAGCCGGUCUUGAAGUUCACCAGUUCUUUCCUCUCGUCAAAGUGCAGUGUUCUCCAGAUCUCCAGAACUUCUUAUGCAGUGUUUAUGCCCCGGUUUGUAACGCACUAGGACGGCCAAUUCCUCCUUGCCAAAGACUUUGUGUUUCUGCAAGGGACGGUUGUGAAAGUCUAAUGAACCAGUAUGACUUUCAGUGGCCAGCAUCUCUAGACUGUGGCAAGUACCCGGACGGUACAGAAUGUUGGGAUGGCAAUGCACUGUCUCUUUCCAGCAGCAGUGUUGGAACAAGCCAAACACCUCCACCUAAAGAUCUGUCAAGUACAUUACCCCCAAGGCCUAAAUGUGAGCCUCUUUCAGUACCUUUGUGUAAGAGUAUGAGUUACAACCAAACAAUUUUUCCAAACUUAUUGAGCCACAGUUCUCAAGCUGAAGCUGCUCGAGAGCUGGAACAAUUCAUUCCUCUUAUACGUAGCAAGUGUUCACCUCAUCUGGAACUCUUCCUGUGCAGCAUGUAUGCCCCUGUGUGCACAAUCCUUGAGAAACCUAUCCCACCUUGUAGAAGCCUAUGUAUGAUCUUGAGGAAUGAUUGUGCAGACAUAAUUAAAAGGCUUGGAUUGACUUGGUCAGACAUAUUUGACUGUGAAAGAUUUCCAUCAGAAAACGUAUGUGUAGGUGAUUUUGAUACAAGUGUUGAAAUUUCUACAGCAGUUCCAAAUCAUCAGGAGGAAAAUGGAGGCAUGGUAAUCAGUGAAAAAUGUGAGGCUAUAAGUAUACCUUUAUGCAAAGAUCUGCCAUAUAACAUGACGAUUGUUCCAAACCUACUCAACCACGACUCACAAGAAGAAGCCGGUCUUGAAGUUCACCAGUUCUUUCCUCUCGUCAAAGUGCAGUGUUCUCCAGAUCUCCAGAACUUCUUAUGCAGUGUUUAUGCCCCGGUUUGUAACGCACUAGGACGGCCAAUUCCUCCUUGCCAAAGACUUUGUGUUUCUGCAAGGGACGGUUGUGAAAGUCUAAUGAACAAGUUUGGCUUUCAGUGGCCAGCAUCUCUAGACUGUGGCAAGUACCCGGACGGUACAGAAUGUUGGGAUGGCAAUGCACUGUCUCUUUCCAGCAGCAGUGUUGGAACAAGCCAAACACCUCCACCUAAAGAUCUGUCAAGUACAUUACCCCCAAGGCCUAAAUGUGAGCCUCUUUCAGUACCUUUGUGUAAGAGUAUGAGUUACAACCAAACAAUUUUUCCAAACUUAUUGAGCCACAGUUCUCAAGCUGAAGCUGCUCGAGAGCUGGAACAAUUCAUUCCUCUUAUACGUAGCAAGUGUUCACCUCAUCUGGAACUCUUCCUGUGCAGCAUGUAUGCCCCUGUGUGCACAAUCCUUGAGAAACCUAUCCCACCUUGUAGAAGCCUAUGUAUGAUCUUGAGGAAUGAUUGUGCAGACAUAAUUAAAAGGCUUGGAUUGACUUGGUCAGACAUAUUUGACUGUGAAAGAUUUCCAUCAGAAAACGUAUGUGUAGGUGAUUUUGAUACAAGUGUUGAAAUUUCUACAGCAGUUCCAAAUCAUCAGGAGGAAAAUGGAGGCAUGGUAAUCAGUGAAAAAUGUGAGGCUAUAAGUAUACCUUUAUGCAAAGAUCUGCCAUAUAACAUGACGAUUGUUCCAAACCUACUCAACCACGACUCACAAGAAGAAGCCGGUCUUGAAGUUCACCAGUUCUUUCCUCUCGUCAAAGUGCAGUGUUCUCCAGAUCUCCAGAACUUCUUAUGCAGUGUUUAUGCCCCGGUUUGUAACGCACUAGGACGGCCAAUUCCUCCUUGCCAAAGACUUUGUGUUUCUGCAAGGGACGGUUGUGAAAGUCUAAUGAACAAGUUUGGCUUUCAGUGGCCAGCAUCUCUAGACUGUGGCAAGUACCCGGACGGUACAGAAUGUUGGGAUGGCAAUGCACUGUCUCUUUCCAGCAGCAGUGUUGGAACAAGCCAAACACCUCCACCUAAAGAUCUGUCAAGUACAUUUCCCCCAAGGCCUAAAUGUGAGCCUCUUUCAGUACCUUUGUGUAAGAGUAUGAGUUACAACCAAACAAUUUUUCCAAACUUAUUGAGCCACAGUUCUCAAGCUGAAGCUGCUCGAGAGCUGGAACAAUUCAUUCCUCUUAUACGUAGCAAGUGUUCACCUCAUCUGGAACUCUUCCUGUGCAGCAUGUAUGCCCCUGUGUGCACAAUCCUUGAGAAACCUCUUCCUCCUUGUAGAAGCCUUUGUCUGACCAUGAGAAGGGAUUGUGAGGACCCUAUUAGAAAACUUGGGUCGUCUUGGCCAGAAGUAUUUGAAUGUGAAAGAUUUCCGUCAGGAAAUGUUUGUGUAGGUGAUAUUGAUAAAAGUGUUGAGACCUCUACAUCUCCAUCACCUUCAUCAACAGAUCAUCCAAGUACCCAGCUUCCGGGACCCAAAUGUGAGCCUCUUUCAGUGCCUUUGUGUAAGGGUGUUAGUUACAACCAGACAAUUUUUCCAAACUUAUUGAGCCACACUUCUCAAGCUCAGGCUGCUCUAGAAAUGGAACAAUUUAUUCCUCUUUUACGUAGCAAAUGUUCACCUCAUCUGGAACUCUUCCUGUGCAGUAUUUAUGCCCCGGUUUGCACGGUCCUUGAGAAACCUCUUCCUCCUUGUAGAAGCCUUUGUGUGACCUUGAGGAGGGAUUGUGCAGACACAAUUAGAAGGCUUGGAUUGACUUGGUCAGAAAUAUUUGAAUGUGAAAGAUUUCCAUCCAAAGAAAUGUGUAUAAGAAGAAAAUAGAAGCAUGUUAAUCAGUGACAAAUGUGAAGUUUUAAACAGUAACUCUUCUUGUCCUGAUCAAUUACGAUUUGCACCAACAUGAUGAUUUAGUUCACCAGUUUUUCCUUCUUGUUAAGAUGUAAUGUUCUCUAUAUUUCCAAAACUUUUUAUGAAGUGUUUAUGUCCUACCUUGUAGCCCACAAAGGCGAGUAGGGGCUGCAGAAGUCUGAUGGGUAGGUUUGGUUUCCAAUGUCCACCAUCCCUGACAAAUGUCUGGAUGGAAGGGACUGAUGGUAAGAUAAACCAUUCAGUUAAGUUGAUAAAAGUGAACCCAUUAUAUUAUUGUGCAAGGCCUUGACCGUCAGUUAUGUCUUCCCAAACCUGAUUAAUCAGUAUUCACAGGAAGAGGCUAGUUUAGUUCUCCAAAACUCCAGACACCCUUAUGCAGUGAAUACACCCCAGUUUGUAACUCAUUAGGAUGGCCAUUUCCUCACUGCUAAAUUUGUGUUUCUGCAAAAUAUAAGAUAAAUACGAGAUAGAAAUGACGUCCCAGAUCAGAUUGGAAAUCAUGGCGGUCCUUUUUCUCUUUUUGCUCUGUACACUCUAGGAAGAGGGGGGGGGGGGGGGGGUCUUGGGAAAAGAAGACUAUUUGUACACUUGGGAAAAUGAUGAAGAAAAGGGAUGACCCCGUAAUGAUGACCUUUGCAAUUUUGACUUUAUUAUGUAUCUUAGAUAUUACGACUUUCUCACAUGUUUACCUUGACUAUAUUAAUCAAAUAAAUAUUACAACCCCUU